CGUGGUGGCAGUGUCUUCGUAACAUGAUAGUAGUUCCCGCAAGUGCAGUCGCACUAGUUGGUAUUCCCCUGCGUCUAUCACCAGUUUCGCUGUUGUUCGGUUGCCUGGCCUGCCUGUCUACUCUCGCACGGUACAGUGAUGGCGGACAGUGCGAGCGAGAGCGAUACCGAUGGCGCCGGGAGCAGUUCUGCUACCCCUCUAUCUUCCACCGCCUCAACAUCUAGCAAGCCGGGUAUACUGAUAUCCCAGUUUCGCCUGGAAGAGCUUACGAACCGCCUGGCCUCGCUACAGCAAGAGAACAAAGUGCUGAAAAUCGAGCUGGAAACGUUCAAACUCAAAUGCAAAGCACUGCAAGAGGAGAAUCGAGACUUGCGAAAGGCUAGCGUUACCAUUCAAGCCAGAGCAGAACAAGAAGAAGAGUUCAUCUCUAACACGCUGUUCAAAAAGAUCCAGGCGCUGCAGAAGGAGAAGGAGACCCUUGCUGUCAACUAUGAGAAAGAAGAGGAGUUCCUCACCAAUGAUCUGUCACGGAAGCUCAUGCAGCUUCAACAUGAGAAGGCCGAGCUGGAGCAGCACCUGGAACAGGAGCAGGAGUUCCAGGUGAACAAACUCAUGAAGAAGAUCAAGAAGCUGGAGAACGACACCAUCUCCAAACAGCUCACACUCGAGCAGCUGCGGCGGGAGAAGAUUGACCUGGAGAACACACUGGAACAGGAGCAGGAAGCGCUGGUCAACCGACUGUGGAAGCGCAUGGACAAGCUGGAGGCAGAGAAGAGGAUUCUGCAGGAGAAGCUGGACCAGCCAGUCUCUGCCCCGCCGUCGCCACGGGAUAUCUCCAUGGAGGUGGACUCUCCGGAGAACAUGAUGCGCCACAUCCGCUUCCUGAAGAGCGAGGUGGAGCGCCUCAAGAGGGGCCUCCGCACCACCGAGAUGCAGCACACAGAGAAGCGUGCUCAGUACAUAGAGGAGGAGCGACACAUGCGAGAGGAGAACAUCAGACUGCAGAGGAAACUCCAGAGAGAGAUGGAGCGCAGAGAAGCACUGUGCAGACAGCUAUCAGAGAGCGAGAGCAGCCUGGAGAUGGACGAUGAGAGGUAUUUUAAUGAGAUGUCUGCUCAGGGUCUGCGGGCACGCACCGUCUCCAGCCCCAUCCCCUACACCCCCUCCCCCAGCUCCAGCCGACCCAUCUCCCCCGGUCUGUCGUAUGGCAGUCACACAGUGGGGUUCACACCUCCAGCCACCCUGAGCAGAGCCCCCCUCCCCCACUACACACCCCCAGGCCUGCACGUCCACCCCGGGUCCUCCCACGGCAUCCAGAGGCCUUCCCCACGGAGAAGCAACAGUCCAGACAAAUUCAAGCGCCCCACCCCUCCUCCGUCCCCGAAUACUCACUCAGGGGCGCAGCAUCCUCCCCUGCCUCCCCCACCGGCCCAGCCCAUGGUCCAGUCGCCCACGGUGCCGCCAGCUAGCACACAGCACCCGCUGCAAGCGCCCUUUCAGCCUUAAUGCAUGCACAGGACCACGCUAGGCUAGGCUAAGCUAAGCUAGGUUAAGCCAUGCUAGACUAUGCUAAGCUAGGCUAGUGCAGCUAUUUAGCAGUUACUCAUGGGGGCAAAGGUCAUUGGCGUGGCCGGGGACAGGAACAGGACACAUUUGGGUUUCUGGCAUGGCACUGAGACGGGCUGACUUGGGAGUUGCGAGUCGGCAGACUGGGACUGGUGUUUUUUUUUGUUUGUUUGUUUUUCCUUCUUUUUUUCUUUAUUUUUUCUUAAUUUCCGUAAGGCUUCUCUUUGUUUAAUCAAAAAAAAGAAAGGACAAAAAAGUUUCUACUGUGUUUUGUUUGUGUGUUGUUGUGUAUAGGAGUUUGGGGAGGACUUACUUAACUUACUGCUAGUCAGAUAUAUGCUUGUGUUCAGGAAGUUUACUCAAACACACACACUCACACACUCACACACUCUCACACACACACACACACACACACACACACACACCACACUCCUCCAGCAGCCAGUAAGUCCCACCCGGAAGGCCAGACAGUUCUCUUUCUCGUGUGCCAUUACUCAGUACCAAUCUAAUACAUCUAUCACCCAGCGCCUCCUUCCCUCCCCCAAUCACCCCAUUCCCAUUGAGUGAGAGUCCUCAUUCAGAACAGACCAUACUAGCUGAACGCAUGGGACACAUGCUCUUAACUGAAAGCCCAGUCAUUACAGAGCAUAUAGAGCUUGACUGUGGAACGGAUGCGGCCCAGCUCUAGCCUGGGUCUGUCUCAGAGUCUUCAAUAAAAGAGUGGGCAAAACGCACACUAAAGUCUUUAGGAGGUGCUGGUACUAACAGCAAGAUUCACACAGGAAGAAAAAUAGGAAAAAGUACAGCAUACUCACGAGUACACUGAGUUUGAGGUACUUUUUUUUUCCUAUUUUUUUUUUUACCUGUCUCUGCCUACUUAGUAGGAAUGGUGAAUGUGUUUUGAGGUUGUUUUGAAAGGAUUGCCCGUGGAACGUUAUAUCACAUACCCUCUGCGUGUGGUACGGAGGGAACGUGCGGUUCUAGAGGGUUUGGAAGUUCUAGCGAAGGACGAUCAGGUAGACUGAAGCCCUUGCUGGGCCACCGUUCCUCUGCGUUGGUGUCUGUAGGUGCUUUAGGCGGCCCAGCCCUCCUUGGCACGCCACAGACCACGGAGCAGAGCGCAAGCCCUCAUUUUACUCUUUAAGUGUCACAUAAACAUGUCCAUAAGGAACAGUCCUGUUCAAUAAAUUAACCUCAAUAUGAUUAAAAGCGUGUAAAGUUAAAAAA
Clupea harengus (Atlantic herring) is the source of this 2793-nucleotide messenger RNA. RefSeq names its product coiled-coil domain containing 6a (gene ccdc6a). The record is from RefSeq and is a predicted model, not a curated record. NCBI's taxonomy places the organism in Eukaryota, Metazoa, Chordata, Actinopteri, Clupeiformes, Clupeidae.